AUGGACUUGGUAGAUCCGUUAGCCGAACCAUGUGCGGUUUGUGGCGAUAAAUCGACUGGAACACAUUAUGGUGUUAUUUCAUGUAAUGGUUGUAAGGUAAAUAUUUUUAAAAAUUGAAAAAAGUUAUCUUAACAUUUAUAACUAAUUUAGUAUUCAGUAUUGUUAAAAAUUUAGAAUGUUUUCCGAUAAAAUCUUGAUUUUUCGUCAGCAAUUUGUAUAAUGAAUUAAAUUUAAAAAAAAGGUUUUCGCACAUGGUUUUACGGAACCUUUUUUAAUUUGUUUUUUCUAGACUUAUAAAUGUAAUUCCUUUGAGAAUUCUACAAUACCAAUUUUCACCAAUAAUUUUUCAUCAAAAAGUGAACUUUCAGGGAUUCUUCCGUCGAACUGUUUUACGCGAUCAAAAAUUCACAUGCCGUUUCAAUAAAAGAUGUGUAAUUGACAAAAACUUCCGAUGUGCUUGCAGAUAUUGCCGUUUUCAAAAAUGUGUUCAAGUUGGAAUGAAACGCGAAGGUUUGUUGUGUAGGUUGUCAUUCAUUUUUUCUUUCUUGUUUUUCAUUUUUCCCUGAAUUUUUAAUUUUUAAACAUAUUUGGGAUGAUUUUAAAAUAAUCUUCAAUUUGCAGCAAUUCAAUUCGAACGAGAUGCAAAUGGUUCUCCAACAUCAGCGAAUCAAGCAAAUGGUUCAUUCAAAAAAGACAGUCCACCUUCUUAUGGUGAUAUUAAUGGAGGAGCAAAUGGUGUUGGACAAGAAAAUAUUCGAAGUUCAUCAACUUCAAGUGUAAUUGAUGCAUUGAUGGAAAUGGAAGGAAGAGUUAAUGAGGUAUGUGAAAAUUGAAAAGUUUUUUGGACUAUUAACUCAAAAUUAGGAGGAGAGAAAUCUAGAGUAAUCCAAAAAAAAAUUUGUAGAUAAAUUUUUUAACAAAAAAUAUCUUGAAAUAUUAUUUUUGUGACUGAAUGGAAAACUCAAAAAUUGAACAGGGUCAGGAUAGAAUUUUCUUUUUGUAGUAAAUAUGGGCUUUCUUUUUUAUGGAAGAGAAAAUUGAUUUUGAAAAUCUUUCCUAUACCGAUUUUUCCCUCUCAUAGUUUUUAUUUUCAGGAAAUGUGCAAUCGUUACCGUAAUCGAUCAGUUAUUCAACAACAAGUUCCAGUUGUUUCAAUGGAAGAUAAUGGAAAUUUAACCGGAGGAGAAGGAUCUGCAUUUUCACAACCAAACAGACCGUGUACAGCAGAAGAUCUCAAUGAAAUAUCACGAACAACACUUCUUUUAAUGGUUGAAUGGGCAAAAACCAUCCAACCAUUUCCACUUUUAACAAUGGAAGACAAAAUAAUUUUGCUUAAAAACUAUGCGCCACAACAUUUGAUAUUGAUGCCAGCUUUUCGAAGUCCCGAUACAACACGAGUUUGUCUUUUCAAUAAUACUUAUAUGAGUAGAGAUACAAAUACUGAUUUGAAUGGUUUUGCUGCUUUUAAAACAAGUAAUAUUACACCAAGAGUUCUUGAUGAAAUUGUUUGGCCAAUGAGACAAUUACAAAUGAAAGAAGAAGAAUUUGUUUGUUUGAAAGUGAGUUCUCAUAUUGUUUUAUGAUUCAAUAAUUUGUUUUAUUCUAGGCACUGGCAUUCCUUCAUCCAGAAGCAAAAGGUCUUUCGAAUCAAUCUCAAACAUUAAUUCGAGAAGCAAGAAAUCGAGUUCUCAAAGCCUUAUAUGGUUUCAUUCUUGAUAAAAUGCCUGAAGAAGCUCCAACAAGAUAUGGAAAUAUACUUUUAUUAGCACCCGCUUUGAAAGCUCUCACACAAUUAUUGAUUGAAAAUAUGACAUUGACAAAGUUUUUCGGAUUAGCUGAAGUCGAUUCUUUAUUGUCUGAAUUUAUUCUUGAUGAUGAUAAAUCGACAGCACCAAAACAAUCCAGUACAACACUUCAGCAACAUUUAUCAUCUCCAACAACAUUACCAACAUCUGGGGUGAGUUUUGAGUUUUUGGAGAAUUCAGAAAAAAAAAGUAUCCUCAAAUAAGUUUUGAUCACAUUCUUUAAAUAUGUGGAACUUUUUGCUAAAAAACCUCUAAAGCUUAACAUUUUUAAAAUUUAAUCGAAAAAAAAUAUAACAUUUUAUUUCACAGUCUGGGACACGAAAUCUUCAAAAAUAUAUCCGCUUGAAAAUCUCGAAAUAGAGUCGAAUUUUUUCGAAAUAAAAAGCCCUAUCAUGUUCUGUUCCUUUAACCAUCAUUUUACUUAAUAGGUAUCUCCUGCUGGAAUAACUGGUGCAUUAUCAAGUGUUGGAAGUAAUUCAUCACAAUAUGGAAUGGUUCCAACUCCAACUGGAAUGUUAACCCAAGUUUCCCUUAAUAUGCAAGAUAUUAAACCCAUUUUUAGUUUAAACGGAAACGCGGAAAACAAUGUGAGUUUUACUUUUUUUCAAAAUUGUUCAUCUUAAUUUUUUUCAGGGGCAGCAAUAA
This is a messenger RNA of Caenorhabditis angaria, 2450 nucleotides long. The record is from the annotation of a GenBank genome assembly. Lineage: Eukaryota; Metazoa; Nematoda; Chromadorea; Rhabditida; Rhabditidae.